Messenger RNA from Gastrolobium bilobum, 1618 nucleotides. Its product is annotated as protein RMD5 homolog. The transcript is spliced from 2 exons. Gene Ontology annotation, biological process: proteasome-mediated ubiquitin-dependent protein catabolic process. Gene Ontology annotation, cellular component: GID complex; nucleus; cytoplasm. Lineage: Eukaryota; Viridiplantae; Streptophyta; Magnoliopsida; Fabales; Fabaceae. The record is from RefSeq and is a predicted model, not a curated record. Gene Ontology annotation, molecular function: protein binding; ubiquitin protein ligase activity. Bases 125 to 1282 code for a protein of 385 amino acids.
GCCUGGUGCCCCCUCCGAUUUAGUCGCACGCCUGCGUUCCGUUCCUCUUUCUCGUGUCCUGCACAUCACACCCGUUUUCGCUCUCUCACACUGUUUCUCAGGAUUUUGUGAUCUGAGCUUAAAGAUGGAGCUGAGUAGCAUCAAAGAUGCAUUUGACCGUGUGGCUAAGAAGCAAAAGUUAUCCUCUUCGAAGUCUCAAGAAAUUGUUGACCAGGUGGGGCGUGAAAUUGAGCAGGCACUGGCGACAAUUCAGUCACCACAUGACCCCUUAAAACCUGUUGACGAGAAAUCCAUUAUUACAGAACUUAAGUUCAAGCUUAAUGCUAUUGGGGCACUUCAACAGUUAGAAGGAUCACAUAAGGAAUUGAAUAUAAGUCUUACCAAAUAUCAAAAACUCCCUGAGAAGGUGUUAAACCCUGACAUAUCAAAGGCAUACAGAAAUGUGGACUUUGAUACUCAUAUUGUCAACCAGAUCAUUGCAAGCCACUUUUACCAUCAAGGCUUAUUUGAUAUUGGAGAUAGCAUCAUAAAUGAGGCUGGAGAACCUGAUGCAACUGCACUGAGAUCUCAAUUCUUGGAAAUGCAUCAGAUUAUUGAAGCUAUGAGGAAUAAAAACCUUCAGCCUGCUCUCACAUGGGUCUCUGCCAAUCGUGAGAAACUUGUCCAGAUUGGUUCCAAUCUUGAACUUAAGAUUCACACGCUGCAGUUUGUAGAGAUCGUGCAAAAUGGAACCCGAGCUGAUGCCUUAAAAUAUGCCCGAACUUAUCUUACUCCUUUUGCUUCCCUCAACAAGGAUGAGUUCCAAAAGCUUAUGGGUUGCCUCUUGUAUGCAGGAAGGCUUGAGAGCUCCCCUUAUUCUGAGUUGAUGUCCCCUGUUCAUUGGGAGAUGACAACUGAAGAACUGGCACGGCAGUUCUGCACUCUCUUGGGGCAGUCCUACGAGAGUCCACUGAGCGUGGCAGUUGCAGCUGGAGUUGAGGGGUUGCCUACUUUGUUAAAGCUGGCAAAUGUAAUGGCAGCGAAGAAGCAGGAGUGGCAGGAAAUGAAACAGUUGCCAGUGCCUGUAGAAUUAGGUAAGGAAUUUCAGUUCCAUUCGAUUUUUGUUUGCCCUGUGAGUAGGGAUCAAGGAAGUGAAGAGAAUCCUCCAAUGCUGCUGCCAUGUUUACAUGUCCUUUGCAAGCAAUCAAUUAUAAAGCUAUCAAAAAACAGCACGCGGACAUUCAAGUGUCCAUAUUGUCCCACGGAGGCCACCGUUGCACACUGCAGACAGCUGUAUUUCUGAUUGUUCAUUUCUCUCUCUCUCACAUACAUCGCAUUGGUGCAAUAUAGCUUUUACAGCUUUCUUGAUGUGUAUAAAUCUUCUAAAUUCCCUUUUACAUUUGAUAAGACCAAUGAGUGAAUAACAAAUUGAAAGAACCUGUAUACAACCUGGAGCUCUGAUAUCAUCCCCCCCUCCCCUCCUCUUUCCUCUUCUCCUCCCCAUUUACUUGGAUUGUCCAAUUUUACCUUAAGUUCUUGCUUUCCUAAGUCUGAACAAUUUUACAGGUGCUUCCAUGAUCUCACUGCUUAAAACUUGUAUGGCGUACAUCUAUGUACAAUUAUGAUUGCACUAGAUAAA